AUGGCAACCCAAGUGAUACCAUUAUGGACCCCAGAAUUCGAACGUGAUCUCUUACUGGCCAUGAUCAGUACCCCAAAGGACGUCUUUGGUAUGUACAACUGGAAGACUGCUCUCCGAAAGCUGCACAUUGUUGGGCAUGGAAAGGGCCUCAACGAGCAAGACAUCGAUUGGCAUACCAGGAUCAAAUCUUUCAUCAUGAUGAGAGACUUCAACGACAAAGUUCAGAAGAACCCACAACCGAACAUCAUCAUCAGUGGACCCCCUGGGUCCAUUCAGCCGGCACUCCCGUUCAUCCAAUUGAUCCCGCCGACACUACUAGGAAAACGGCUCCCAGGCCCAAGCUCAGCCGGCUCGGACCUUCGCCAGGUAUAUCAAGUACGAGGUGAUCCAAGCAACGAGAUCAUCAAGGAGGAGGAUGUCAGUGCUUCCACGGGAAUCCAGCGCCCACAAUCUCAAAUCGCACUCUUCGAAACCGCGGGCACGACAAGUCAGCAGAGUGGAAUCAAAGAAGACGUACCGCAGGGCCGUGAUGAGGAUGCAGAGGGUGCAAAAAAGAAUGCAAGCGAUGAAGAUGAGGUAAUCUUCACCGGAAGACGUGGCAGGUACCGUGGAAGACCCUUCGAGGACAGCCACUGGACGUGGAGUGCGUAA
Truncatella angustata is the source of this 651-nucleotide messenger RNA. RefSeq lists its product as uncharacterized. The transcript has 2 exons. The record is from RefSeq and is a predicted model, not a curated record. Lineage: Eukaryota; Fungi; Ascomycota; Sordariomycetes; Amphisphaeriales; Sporocadaceae. Bases 1 to 651 code for a protein of 216 amino acids.